Molecule: messenger RNA, 15359 nt
Organism: Anguilla anguilla (European eel)
Lineage: Eukaryota; Metazoa; Chordata; Actinopteri; Anguilliformes; Anguillidae
Gene: ehbp1l1a
Product: EH domain binding protein 1-like 1a
Exons: 26
Coding region: 648-13445 (4265 amino acids)
Molecular function (GO): protein binding
Source: RefSeq, a predicted model, not a curated record
UAGGUGGUUAUUUACAAUACUGAAUUAGCUAACACUUUCGCUGCUUAAGGUAUUCAGUUACCUUUUAACUACGUAGUUGCUGUGUACUACAGUUUAUUUUGGAAAAGGAAAAGGAACAUCACAUUAGGAUCCGUGUCUAUAAAUUGAACCACUUAACGUGCAGUUAUGGCACAUUUUCUCUGAAUGAAAGUCGGAGCACAUACAUUUGGAUGUUUACCACAAAGACACGCUAAAGAGUUAACCCAGUGCAUUAUAUGCUGAUUUGGACUCAAUUCGUCUUAUGAGCGAACUCCACGGUGGUUUCCGUGCAUAAUUUAUUUUUCCCCUGUCAGACCGCAGGGGAUGAAGGCGACAGUUGAGAUGUAGCUCGCUGUUCCGGAGGUCUUCGGGUGUUUGGAUCUGUGGCCGCGUGGUUCCGUUUUCCAUUCGCUGGGGCUGUUCAACGUGCGAAUAUUGACAGUCUCCACACCGCGAUACGAAGCUGGACGGUAGGAACGGCGGGGAGAGCAACUGUCAAAUAUUUUUGACAUUUUCCCUGGAGGAGGAGGGGGCACCGGGCGGACAGUGCACGAGUUUGUCAUUACCACCGUCUUCAACACGUUUUGUCACAAAGCUUCCGUAAAAGAAACGACUUUGUAUUGACAAACAUGACAUCGGUUUGGAAGAGACUUCAACGCUCUGGCAAGAAAGCCUCGAAGUUUCAUUUCGCAGCGUCCUACCAAGAGCUGGUGAUAGAGUGCACAAAUAAAUGGCAGCCGGACAAACUGAGAGUGGUGUGGACCCGGAGAAACAGGCGAAUCUGCUCCAGGCUUCACGGAUGGCAGCCGGGGAUCCAGAACCCCUACAGGGGGAUGGUCAUGUGGCAGGUGCCCGAAAGCAUAGACAUCACCGUCACCCUCUUUAAGGAUCCCGGUGCCGAGGAGUUUGAAGACAAGGACUGGACCUUCGUCAUCGAGAAUGAGUCGAAGGGCCGCAGGAAGGUGCUGGCGUCCGCGAACGUGAACAUGAAGACGUACGCCACGGCCACGCCCUCCCAGGUGGACCUGGUGCUGAAGCUGAAGCCGCUGUCCGUCAAGGUGGUGGAGGCCACGCUGAAGCUGUCGCUGUCCUGCGUCUUCCUGAAGGAGGGCAAGGCCACAGAUGAAGACAUGCAGAGCUUGGCCAGCCUGAUGAGCCUGAAGCAGAGCGACAUCGGCAACCUGGACGACUUCAACGACAGUGACGAGGAGGACGAGAGGAGGGUCGGUGCGGGGUCACGGCUGCUCACCGGCGCCACAGAGCUUCAGAGGCAGCUAAGCACACUGAUGGAGGAAGAGAACUUCAGCUCCUCAACUCAGAGCCUACAGGAGGCAGCGCCACCCCUUUCCAUCAGCCGGCCAGAGGCCUCCCGUCGUGUGGGCAGCAUCAGCAUCGCCAAUGUCAACCAGCGUCCUGCCCCAGCUGCCGAGAGCCCCCCAUUGGUCAAACCCGUUCCUACUUCUGAGCUGAGAACCAAUGACAGGAGGCAGGAGGCCGGGCCAGGUUUUGGAUUUGAGGCCUUCACUCCGACAGCAGGCCCUGAAAAUAUGGCUGCUCUGCAGCCAUCUUGCCCAAGAGCUGCUAGUGUCCCUGGAUUCCCAUCCUCAAAGGUGCUGGACACAGUUGAUGGUACUCAGGUUGAAGGCUGGCCAGUGGGCAACAAACCUUUCCUGGAGAAGCCAGUAAGAGGGAAGCCAGAAUUGAAGCUUCAGAGGAGUCAAGUCUUGGAGAAAUCACUCAAAGAACAAGAAAUGUUCAAACACAUGAUGCUAAUGGUACCGGCUUGCCCACAAAUAACCAGUGUACCUGGUUUUCCAUCCACAUCAUGUUACAAAUCAACAGAUUUAUGGGAGGAAAAGUCCAGAAGUAUGCAUGCUACUCUGCCGUCUUGUCCAAAAGUUGCCCGUACACAAGGGUUUCCUUCCAUACAGAUACCCAUUACAGGAGAAACUCAAGUGAACAGAAACCCACUUUGGAAGAUCCCUGAGAAGAGGAAACAAGUGGUCUAUUCUCAAGAACUUGAGAGGCCACACAAUGACAAAGAAAUUAUGAAAAAUAUGUUUGUUCUGGCGACAACUUGUCCAAGAGCAGCUAGUAUUCCUGGAUUCCCAUCCAAACCGUGGUGCAAGCCAGAUGAAGGACAGGCCAGGUUACAAAUGGUGAAUCUAUUUCCAGUUUGCCCAAGAGCAGCCGGUGCAUCUGGUUUCCCUUCUAAACAGACUAAGAUGUCAGAAGGUACCCGUGCAGAAGGCUGGUUUACGGACAAGAAGGUAUUAUGGGAAAAUUCAAAGAGAUCAAAACAUGCCCUUCAGUCUUCUGCAACUCCAUGGAAAUUACCCUUAGGGAAAGAAACCAUUAAACUCAUGGUGUAUCUUCUGCCAACUUGCCCAAGCAUAGCUCGUGUUCAUGGCUUUCCAUCUGCACCUCGAAAUAAAGGAGCAAAUGAUUUGAUGAACAAGACAACAGGCAUGAUGAAUCUACUGCCGUCUUGCCCAAGACAUGCAAGCAUUUGUGGGUUUCCAUCCACAACUAUGCCAGACAGAGAGGAAGCUAAAACAAACGAAUGGCUAGCAGGCAAGAGGCUCUUUUUACGGAAGCGUGUAAGAAUGAGACCGGAAUUGAGCUUCCAUGCUCUUCCAGCCUGUGGAAUGUCACUCACUGGCAAAGAAGAACUGAACCGAAUGGUGGCUAUGGCGCCAUCCUGCCCUUGUGUAGCCCGUACCACCGGCUUUCCCUCUGCACCCAGAUCUAAAGCGACAUGUUUUAGGGGGCAGAAGGUUCGAUGUAUAGUCAACAUUCUUGAAUCUUGCCCGAGGGCUUCCGGUGUGCCUGGACUUCCAUCCAUACAGAUUCUGCACGCGGAUGAACAGAUGAGUAAGUGGCAAGAGAGAAAGAAACUACUGUGGGAGAAACCGAAGAAAAAGAGAUUAUUACUUUAUGCUUUACCACACCAUAUGUCAUUCAAAGACAUAGAAAUCCUAAAGAGAAUGGUUGCUCUAGUGCCUUCCUGUCCUCAUGUAGCUAGUGUCCCUGGCUUUCCAUGUAUAGCGCAAUCCAGAGCUACUAAUAUCCAGAUAAAAAAGGAUCAUAGUAUGGUAAAUAUCCUUCCGUCUUGCCCAGGAGUUGCGAGGGUGCCUGGCUUUGCAUCAAAAAAUGUUCAAUACACCAAAAAAGAUGCAGCGGCGGAGUGGAGAUUAGACAACAGGCCUUUGUGGUUGAAGCCAGAAAAGGAAACCAUGUUUUUAUCAGAGGCACUGGGUGCAUAUGGAGACAAAGAAUUUAUUAGAUGUAUGACUAAUUUGGCACCAUGUUGUCCAAGAGCAGCUAGUAUUCCUGGAUUCCCAUCCAGACCACUUUGCAAAUCAGAUAAAACACAAAUAGGGUCGCUGAAAAUGGUGAAUCUCUUUCCGGUUUGUCCAAGAGCAGCCAGAGUAUGUGGUUUUCCUUCUAGUCAAACAGCGACGUUACUGGAGACUAAUGCAGAAAGAUGGCUUAUGUACAAGAAGCUAUUAUGGGAAAAUGCAAAGAGGUCAAAACAUAUUCUUUGGUCUACAUUUCAAUAUAUUUUUCCAUUAGAUAAAGAAACUAUAAAAUGCAUGGUGUCGUUAGUGCCAACCUGCCCAAGUGUAGCUAGUGUGCCUGGCUUCCCAUCUGUACCUUCAUCUAAAGCAACAUGUGAACAAACGGAGAAGACAAAAGGUAUGGUGGAUCUUCUGCUAUCUUGCCCAAGAUAUUCCAGUAUUUGUGGUUUUCAGUCUAUAAUGGUGCCUGGAGAGGAGGGGCAGAUUGAAGAGUGGCUUGGGAAGAGAAAGUCUUUGUGGGAGAAGUCAGGGAGGGAACUAAUUAAUUUAACCCAACAAACCAAUGUAGAUAUGGAUAGAUUGUAUGAAGAUAACAAAGUUAUUAAAAGUAUGGCAUAUCUGUUACCGUGUUGUCCAAGAGUAGCCAGUGUUCCUGGUUUCCCAUCUGCUCCACAGCCUAAGAUGAAGGAAGCCUUUAACAUGGUAAAGCUUUUACAGUCGUGCCCUAAUUUAGCCAGUGUUCCUGGCUUCCCAUCAAGAAAAGCUAACAAGGCUGAGGUAGAAGAAUGGUCAGAGAGCAAAAAGAUAUUAUUAAAGAGGCCACUGAGAGUGAGGUCAGAAAUAACUGUACAAACUACACAAUACGUGGAGAGUUCACAGAAAGAUGAAGAACUGUUGAAAAGUAUGGUGGCUUUGGCGCCAUGUUGCCCCCAAGUUUCCAGUGUUUUUGGCUGUCCAUCUGCACCACAAUCCAAAGUGGCAGAUUUUCAGAUAAAGCAGAAUCAUUGUAUGGUAAAUAAUAUGUUGUCUUACCCAAAGACGUCCACAGUUCCUGGAAUUCCAUCCAUACAGAUAUUGAACGCUGGGGAAGUUCAAGUAGAAGAGUGGCCUGUAGAUCAGAAAGCAUUGUGGGAGAAGCCUGAGAAGAAGAGAUGUCUGUUUUCUUCUUCGACCAUUGAGAUGUCACACAAAGACAAAUACAAUAAUAAAGGUGUGGUGGAUCUGCUGCCAUCUUGUCCAAGAGUUGCUAGGAUUCCAGGUUUUCCCUCUGCUCCGCACCCCUCCUCAAAGGAGACUGCAAAUAUGAUAAGCUUUAUAGCGUCUUGUCCAGUAGUUUCUACUAUUCCUGGAUUCCCAUCAACAAAUGCCAAUGACGGUCUGGUAGAAGAGUGGGUAGUGGAUAUGAGACCAUUGUGGGUAAAGCGAGUGGAGAAGGAACUUGCCCUAGAGUUUUCUCCAGUCCUGGAUAGCUCAGCUGAGAGCACAGAAAAAAUAAAAAAUAUGGCAACUAUUGUGACAUGCUGCCCAAGACAAGCUAGUAUUCCUGGUUUUCCAUCUCUAUCAUGCCCGAAAGCAGAGGAGUUCCAUGAAGGCAAGGUCUUAAAUAUGGUUAACUUUUUACUAUCAUGCCCACAAAUGGCAAGCAUUCUUGGUUUCCCAUCCAAAAAGGGUUCUAGCCCAAAGGAGGCCCAAAUGGAACAGUGGGUGGUUUACAAGGGGACACUUUGGGAUAAACCACCAAAGGGGCGGCUGGUACCGAUCCUGAAUUGGGGUGAAACAUGUGAAGACACAAAAGUUUUGAAAAGUAUGUCUGCUCUGUUGCCAUCUUGCCCACGUCUGGCUAGCGUUCCUGGUUUCCCAUCUGCAACACAGCUCAGAUCAGGGAAGGCUGAAGUGGAGGAGAAGCAGUUGAUGGUGGCAGCUGUACCGCCAUCUUGUUUAGAUGCAGCUCAAGCCAUUCACCUCCCUUCUAUGCAAUCAGCUAAAUCAGACGAGGAUGGAAUAGGAGAGUGGCCAGCGGACAAGGUGUCACUUUCCGAAAAGCCAGUAAAGAAACAUCCUGCAUGGGAUCUGCAGUCUUCUCUUGCCCUCCAGGAGUUAGGUGCUGGCAAAGGAACAAGUAUGGGGGUGGAACCUGAAUCUCAGACCUUUGCUAUUGUGACUGUGCCCUGUCAGACAGAAAGCACACCAUAUGCGAUCAUGGACAGUUGUAAAGAACUCAGAUCUGACUUAGUAUUGAGAUUUGAAGACAUAAAGGAGAAGUUAGGGUUUGGGGCUGGAUCAGAGGACCCAGAAGGGGGCGCUUUUGAAAUGGGGCACUUGCACUGCAGAAUCUGGCACCCUGCACCGGCAGAUUUGCCUUUAUUCUUGACCGUAAGAGCAAGCCCCAAAGGUGUCCCUUCUGACCCUUCUGGGUCCGUCCUGCGUUAUAAGGCUGAGAAGCGAAAGGAAAUGAGCUCAGAUACCGCCCUGAGAGCCCCCGAGGUACCCCAGCGCCCCUGUACCCCUCGUCCCUGCGCGUUUGAACCCGAGACCCUGUUCGGCCCUGCGGCGGAGUCCCGGGCUCUGGGGGAGCUUGCCCAUGGCGGGACCGCGACUGCAGACGGGGAGGAAAUCUGCGAGGGGAACGAGCUGCCUAACGCCGCGGCCUUGUCCGUGGCCGAGAGCCCACUGCUGGGAGAAUCGGGCGGGAAAGCUAAGGGAGAAGAGUUAAAGCCAGGCUCUGGGUUAGAGGCCAUGAAGGUGGAGACAGUUGCCAUGGUGAGGCAGGUGGAAAUGUACGGCGACAUACUGGAGGCUGUAGGGGAAUACAUGAAACGGGGACCGGAAAGCAUGGCCACUUUGCUGCCAUCUUGCCCAAGAGUGUCCAGUAUCCCUGGGUUACCAUCCAUAAAGGUGUCCAGCAUUGAGGAAGCUCAGUUAGAACAGUGGCUGGCAAACAAGAGGCUUUUGUUUGAAAAACCAAAGAGACAGAGACCAGAAAGGAUGUUACAUGUUUCUCCAGGCCUAAAGAGAUCACUCAAAGAUAAAGAAAUGUUGAAAAGAAUGGGUGCUUUACUGCCAUCUUGCCCAUAUACAGCUAGUAUCCCUGGCUUCCCAUCAGCACCAAAACCUAAACUAGGUGAUCCAGAGAAGGCUCCACGUAUGGCCAAUAUCCUGUCAUCCUGUCCACAUGUUGCCAGUAUUCCAGGGUUUCCAUCCUCAAAGACACCAAGUAGAGGGUACUCUCAGGUGGAAAAGUGGCCAGUGGAUAAGAAACUAUUGUGGGAGAAACCUGAGAAGAGGACAGUGCUUUCUUCUCCAAGCCUCGUGAGGCCACAAGAAGACGAAGAAGCUCUGGCAGGUAUGUUGACUCUAGUGUCAUCUUGCCCCGAAGUAUCCAGAAUCCCCGGCUUUCCCUCUGCUCCUCGGUCCAAAGCAGGUAAUGUCCAAGAGAAAGCUCACAACAUAGUCAAUAUUCUGCCAUCUUGUCCAAGAAUUGCCAGUGCACCGGGGUUUGCAUCGACACACAUUUUAAAUACAGGGGAAGUGGGAGUAGACAGGACAUCACUCUGGGAGAAGCCUGAGAAGAUUAGACAAUUGUUUUCUUCUCCAAAGCUUGAGAAAUCACAGACAGCCAAAGAAAUUAUGAAAGGUAUGGUCACUUUGUUACCAUGUUGUCCUGAAGCAGCCAGUGUUCCUGGAUUUCCGUCUGCACCACGGUCAAAAGCAAUAGACGUACUGCAACAGAAGAGUCAGAAUAUGGUCAAUAUUCUUCCAUGUUGCCCAAGAUCUGCUAUGCUGCCUGGCUUUGCCUCAACACAGAUUCUGAGUAAAAGAGAGGACCAGCAGCUGGAAGAAUGGAAAUUGGACAAAACCACAUUAUGGGAUAAACCUGCAAGGAAAAGAUCAUUAUUAAUUUGUCAAAACACUGAGAGAUCACACAAAGAAAUAGAAAUUAUGAAAAGAAUGUUCGCUCUGGUUCCAUCUUGUCCCAAAUUAGCUAGUAUUCCUGGAUUUCCAUCUGCCCCCCACCCUGAAGCAGCAGUUACUCAAAUACUGAAGACUGAAAGUAUAGUAAAUAUUCUUCCAUCUUGUCCAGAAGUUGCCAGUCUACCUGGAUUUCCAUCAGUCAGAGUAUCUGAUACAGACAAGGCCCAGGUAGAAUACUGGCAAGUCAAUACAAAACCAUUGUGUGGGAAACCUAAGAGAAAGAGGCAAAUGCUGACUCAAGUUCUUUCUCCAUCAUUAGAUAUGAAAUGUGAAGGUAUGUCAGCUUUGACUCCAUCUUGCCCAAGUGUUGCUAGUAUUCCUGGAUUCCCAUCUGCACCACAGUCUAAAGCAGCAACAACUCUGAUGAAGAAAACUAAAAAUAUAGUAAAUAUUCUUCCAUCUUGUCCAGAGGUGUCCAGGAUACCUGGAUUCCCGUCAGUUAAAGUAUCUUAUACAGACAAGGCCCAGGUAGAACGCUGGCAAGUCAGUAAGAAACCAUUGUGUGAGAUGUCUGUGAAAAAGAGGCAAAGGUUGUCUCGGUUUCUUUCUCCCUCAUUAGAUAUGAAAUAUGAACGUAUGUCAGCUCUGACUCCAUCUUGCCCAAGUGUUGCUCGUAUUCCUGGAUUCCCAUCUGCACCACAACCUAAAGCAGCAACAACUCUGAUAAAGAAAACUCAAAAUAUAGUAAAUAUUCUGCCAUCUUGUCCAGAAAUUUCCAGGAUACCUGGAUUCCCAUCAGUGAAGUUAACAGAUACAGACAAGACCCACAUAGAAUGGUGCCAUAUUGAUAAGAAUCCAUUAUGUGGAACACCUGUGAAAAAGAGGCAAAUGAUGACUCAAGUUCUUUCACCAUCAUUAGACAUUAUGACAUGUGAUGGUAUGCCAGCUCUGACUCCAUCUUGCCCAGGUGUUGCUAGUAUUCCUGGAUUCCCAUCUGCGCCACAGCCUAAAACUGCGGACGUGAAAGUGGACAGGUUAAUGAGUAUGGUGAAUUUCCUGCCAUCCUGUCCAAGAACUGCCUGUAUGCCUGGGUUCCCAUCAACAUAUUUCCCCAAGAGUGAAGAACAGUGGCCCGUGGACAAGACAGAAUUAUGGAGAAGACCUGACAAGAACAUAUCAAUGGUUUCUUUUUCAACUCAGAAGUCACACACAGAUUUUUGGAAAGACAUGUGGACUAUGGUGCCCUCUUGCCCAAGAUUAGCCAGUGUUCCUGGAUUCCCUUCUGCGCCUCGGCCUAAAAUAUACGCUGUCUGCAAAAAGAAGACUGUAAGUAUGGUGGACCUUCUACCAGCUUGCUCAAGAGUCGCAAGCAUCCCAGGAUUCCCAUCGACAAAGUUACCUAAUAUUGAGGAGGCCCACAUAGAUGUGUGGCAAAUUGACAACAAGCCAUUAUGGGUGAAGCAAAAGAAGGAAGGGCUAGCACUAGACUUAGCUCUUGAUCAAAAAUAUGAUGACAGAGAAAUUACAGAUGGUAUGCCCGCUCUGACGCCAUCUUGCCCACAUGUAGCCAGAAUUCCCGGGUUUCCCUCUGCCCCACAGAUCAACAAUACAAAGGGCAAUAUAGUGGAAAAGCAGACUAUGACUUCUCUACUGCCAUCUUGCCCAAGGUCUAGUCUCAUUCCUGGAAUUCCUUCAAGAGAGCCGGUGAAAUCUGACAAAGAUGGAAUCAAAGACUGGCAACUGUGCAAGACAGGGAUGGCAGAGUAUAAACUGAAGAAAAGGCAUGUAGGGGAUCUGCUGUCCCUGUCAGCAAUACAGACAUCAGAUGAAAAUGGAGAAAUUUUUAAAAAUGUUGCUCUGGCACCAUGUUGCCCUGGACAAGCUAGUGUUCCAGGCUUCCCCUCAAGACGACCAAGCAGAUCAGAGGGAGGUGUUGAGAAAGUGAGCGUGGGCUUUGUGUGGCCAGACGAAGGCCCCCUGGAUACAGUAUUCUCAAGGAAGCCCACAUCAGAGGAUGUCCAGAUGGUUGUAAAAAUGGGCACAGAUGUGGAUCCCAUUGAUAUUCCUCCCGAAUUUCUCAGCAGCUUUAAAAUUGAGCCAUUUUCCCAGGCCCAGUGUUCCCAGAAGGAAGCACGGGCUGUGUUGGGUCAUGCCUUAAAUCCUGGAAUAAGUGGUGAAAAUGUUUUUCAAGAUAGAGAGAGUCCCCUCAAGCCUUCCCCUUUCACUGCUGACCAGUCAGAGAGUCAAUGGGCAGUGGAAGAGGAUGAUAAUGAGCCAGCAUUAGAUCUGGCUUCAGAGUGGGAGGUAGUUGAGGUAGAAGGCUUGGAAGAAGAAGAGGAUGAGGAUGAGGAGGAGAAGGUUGAAUCUGUCGGCAUAAUGGGAGCGUUUUUUGGCGUUUUUCACAGAGGUUAUGAGACAAUGGCUUCAAUAUUGCAGUCAUCUGGCUCAGAUGAUCUUGCAGACAGCCCUAAAGACAGCUCUUCAGGAGAGCCAGAGGCUUUGUUCCCCCAACCUGGGACUCUGUCACCUGAAGACCAUUGUAGUCCUUCUGACAAGUCCUCAAGGUUUAGGGAGGAACCAGAAGAGAAAGAGGUACCCGGGCAUGAGGAGGUUGCCAAGGAUGAUUGGAUGGAACACACUGCUGCUGCUGAACCAGACACAUGUGUCCUGGAAGAGGAAAUGAGAGGAGAGGAAUCUCAGUCUCCUCCUCCAUCUCCAUCACCACUUCAAGAGAGAGGAGGUGCAUUCUUUGAUGGUGGAGGUCAGGGCUGCAUGAAAAAAUGGCCACCCCUGACUGAAGCUGACCUGGAUGAAAUGUCUGAUGAUGAAUGCUGCAGGGAGACUGAUGAUGAGGAGGCCCCUCUAAUCUUUGACCGUCGAACUUGGAAGGAGGACAAAGAAUCUAAUGAUGAAGAGGACUUGGAGCCAGUUUUGGGAGUGAGGGACACAGCAGAGGAGGCUGAUUUUAGGAGGGAGAGCGAGGAAGUGGGCACAGUGAUAUCAGCAUCUUUACCUCUGGACAGGGGCCCUGAGGUUUUAACUGCCGUAUCCCAGCUGACUGAUCCAAAAAUUUCCAGUACCCCUACUGGCCAGCCUGCCUUGGAGGAGUCCCAGGUGGAUGGGAAACCAAGAGCAGAUGGAAUAACCCAACAACAGGAAAUAGAUUCUGACAGCUCCCAUCAAAAAGACUCCCCUGUCUCACUUACCAAAAUAGUUCCACCCCUACGUCGCAAAAAGUCAAAGGACAUCCUGCAAGAGGUGUCCGAACACAAAUUAUCCCCUGAAUGGGUUCAUCAGGAGGCAGCCUCCGUCAUAGUUGGAGCAGUCCCACCUCGCCGUUCCAAGAAGAAAAAUGACAUCUUUCCUGAGACGUCCCUCCAUGAAGUUUCCAAAGGCAGCAUUGGUCAGGAGUCAGCCUCUGGUCUGGCUACUGAAAAGCUGGUCCCGCCUCCACGCACUAAGAAGACUGUCCCUCCUGCAGAGGGACUGGAUAAAGCAGGGGAUGCUGUGCGUGUGGAUAUUGCCCCGGAGACACUGAAGAACGAGAGAGAAGAAUCUUCUUUCUUCACCACGUCCCAAGCCAAGCCAGAAACCCUGCAGCCAGAGUACCUGGAGAGCCAGGCUAUAACGGGCCAAUCACAGACACUUCCUCUUGAGGCCUCGUGCGGCUCAGAGGGUGAACAGCCCGCUGCAGAGGAAAGCUUGCCGGUGGUGAAAAUGCGGAAGAAGCACCGGGAACCCGCAAGUUUGCCAGUCCCAAUGCCACGGGUAAAGAAACGAUUGAGUGCCACCUUCCCGGAUGACACUCCGCCCCAAAGCCCCUCUGGAACGUCCCCGCCUGGUGUCCCCGAAAGUAGUCUAGUCCCCUUCCAGGGGGCAGAACAACCUACCGCUCAGGAGGUGGAUUCAACGACGACGGUCAAAGGAUUGGUACCACCUCGCCGCAGCAAAAAGAGCGCGCCUAGACAGGAAGUAGCCCAAGACGGCAUCGGUCAGACCGCUGCUGGUGCUCCGCUGGCUCCAGAGCUGGUUCCACCCCGGCGCAGCAAAAAGGGCAGGCCUCUUUCAGGGGAAUUGCCCAAGGUUGGGGAUGCUGCCAGUGAGGAUCGGCCUGAGAUGGAUGCCCAACAGCUGGACCCCUCGUGUCCAGCCGCUCUGGCUGAAGCUGAAUUCCGGGACGGGAAGAAGGAAGUGGAGAGCUCGGCGGUGAUAAUGCGGCAGGCAAAAGAGGAGCCUUCAGACUUCCCGGUACCUCUGCCUCGUGCGAAGAAACGCCCGAGUGCCUCGUUUCGGGAAGAUGCCCAAAUCCUCGGUUCAUCCCCGUUUUCUGUAAUAGGCGACGACGAGAGCAAGCGAUCCUCUGCCUGGGGCAGCGAUCAGUCUUCCAAUCAGGAGGAGCUCUCUGUUUCGGGCGGCAGUGAAGGUUUUCCCCUGUCAGACUCCGAUGUGGAUGCGGAUGUUCAUUUGAAGGGGCUGGAGACGGAGAGUGAAGGUUUUGUAUUGACAGACAUGGGUGCGGACGUGGAAGCCAGUGAGGAAGAGCUGGACUCAACCCUCUGUCCCCAAACCGAAGAGGACCUCACUUUGACUGCUUCCACAGAGGAGAGGGCUGAUGAGGAGAAAGAAACAGAGAUGGUGUUAAAAGCAGAUACUGAAAGGGAGGAGAUGGAGUUUGAAGGAUGGGAGAAAGUAACAAUGAGUACAUCUACUGUUACCUUUGGUGAAGACAGCUCUGGGGGCCAGCAGAGGGCGCUGGAGAGCGCAGACUUGCCCGUGCCUAUGCCCCGUGUGAAGAAACGAUUAAGCGGUUCCUUCUCAGACGACACCCCUCCUCCAGCCACUAUGUCGAGUCCUGACGUCACCAUGACCGGUACUGACCUGGUCAGUUCCACUCAGUCCCUACUAGGAUGGUGUCAGGAGGUCACCAAGGACCACAAGGGGGUAAAGAUCUCCAACUUCACCACCUCUUGGCGCAAUGGUUUGGCAUUCUGUGCCAUCCUGCACCACUUCCAUCCAGACAAGGUAAAUUAUGAAAUGCUGGAUCCCUACGACAUCAAGCUGAACAACAAGAAGGCUUUCGACGGGUUUGCGGAGCUCGGGAUCUCCCGGCUGCUGGAGCCCACGGACAUGGUGAUGCUGAAGGUUCCGGACCGCCUGAUCGUGAUGACCUACCUGAACCAGGUCCGGACCCAGUUCACGGGGCAGCAGCUGAGCGUCCUGCAGAUCGAGCACAACAGCAGCCAGUCCAGCUACUCCGUGGGCGAGCCCCAGGACCCCGACGCCGAGGCGGCGGUCCGCUACUGCACCGAGCGGCUGCAGGCGGGCGGCAUCUCCCUGGACGCCAACGGCAAGUGCGCGGAGAGGGCCGCGGACCUGGUGCCGCCCCCUCGCGGCAAGCGGGCCCCGAGGUCGGAGGAGGGCGGCGGGCCGAGCCAGGCGGGAGGCCCGGGGGCGCCGCACCCCCCCGUCGCCCCGCCCAGGGCGCACCCCGCCGGGAAGUUCGCCCGCGUGAAGGACGCUGACCUGGUGAGGAAGCGGCGGUCGAAGCUGAAGGGCGAAUCCAUGGAAGAAGCUCCCGAGCAGAGCGGCGCUGAGGGCGCUCCAGGGCAGGCGGAAAGUGGAGCGACUGACACCUCUCCUUCCACGAGAGGACAUCAGCAGUCAGAAAAGCCAGAGGCUGGAGUCGCUGGUGAGAGGAGUUACCUGGCCGAGGAAGAGAACCAGGACACCAGUCAGUAUGUCCUGAAUGAGAUACAGGCAUUGGAGAAUGAACAGAGGCACAUAGACAACAGAGCAGGCAUUGUGGAGAGAGCCCUCAGACACCUGAUGGAGUCAGGCAGUGACCGAGUGGAAGAGGAGAGACUGAUUCAGGAGUGGUUCACUCUCGUCAACAAGAAGAACGCCCUCAUCCGGAGACAGGACCACCUGCAGCUGCUGCAGGAGGAGCAGGACUUGGAGAGGAGGUUUGAGCUGUUGACCCAAGAGCUGCGAGCCAUGAUGGCCGUCGAAGAUUGGAAGAAGACCCAGGCCCACAAACACAGGGAGCAGCUCUUGCUGCAGGAGCUGGUGUCACUGGUCAACCAGAGGGACGAGCUAGUUCGGGACAUGGAUGCUAAAGAGAGGGGGGCGCUGGAAGAAGACGAGAGGCUGGAGCGGGGGUUGGAGCUGAGGCGUAAGAAGUACAGCCGCAAAGAGAAAUGCCUGCUGCAGUGAGGGAGCAGUUCCUGUGUUACACCCUGACCUGCCCCUGCCCCCUGCCCCUUGCCCCCCCAGCCCCCUGAAUAUAACCAGUCUCCCCUUUCUCACAUCUGCCGUACAUGUGCCUGGAAUUUGACCGUAACGUCACGGUCGUGUCUUCCUAGGGGCUAGGAGAUUAUCAGCCAAUGCCCCCCGCCGCCUCCCCCCCCCCAACUACUGCCCCCCAUUUCACAGUCAGCAUUGAAUGGGUGAAGAUUUUUUUUCUGCACAUAAACUGACUUGCUGUCGUAAUCUGUUGCAGCGCAACUCCGCAAGUGACUAUUUUUGAACAAAAAAAAAAAAAAUAUAUAUAUAUAUAUAUAUAUGUUGGUGUGGAGAGUUUGUCACACCCAAGGUCAUGCCAUGGAAUGCUGGGUAAUGAACUCAGGCAGCCCACAAACACACUGUACUCUAAAUAUGCAGUAGGCUCACUGCAUUUUUAUUCAAAUCAAACAAACACAUUUUUGUGCCUAAAUGGCAGUCCUAAAGGGGCUAGCCACACCAGCAGUUUGGUUGUUGUGCAUGUGGACAGGCAUUUAGAAAUGUGUAUUGCAUAUGCUGACAGUCUGAGGUGGGAAAUAUGGAGGUGACGACUUUAUUUUGUUUUGGAUUAACUUUGACAAGUUCACAAGGAGUCAUCUUAACCCAUCACACGUCUAUUUAUUUGUUUUUAUUUAUUGAACAAAUCUCUGGCGCAGAGCUCUUGUAGACUGCCCGCGAGCGACUCUUGGGUGGACAGAUCUGUAGAAAGCACGCCGCAAAGUCAAACUACUAUUGGUCUAAACUGAUGUUAUUUGAUGUUUUUGCUUUGUUUUUUGGGGCGGAAAAAAAGGAGAAAAGUGUUUUCGUCAUUUUAUAAACCCUUGAGGCCCCAUAGAUUCACACUGAUUAGAGGAAAAAUAUAAAGAGUACUGGGCAAGUGUUUUGUGACUUUUUAUUUUUUGCUUUGGUAAGGAGAGAAAGUUAGGUAAACGUACAGAGCCACAGAUAGCAUUACAUGGCAGAGAGGAUGAUCUGCAUCUGCUGUUCUGUCCACCUGCUACUGUUCACUUUUAGCUCAGACACCUGGAGGUGUCCUAUCAAAAGGAUUCAUUUACUUUUGCCUUAAUGUUACAGUCUAAGAACAGUGCACUGAGUAUCUGAAGUAGAGAAAAUUGGAAUGAACCUGGUGAAUACACACAAGUGUACUGAGAAACACAUGAUAAGCGCAACCAAAUACUGUUCCUGGGUUCAGUGUUCUGUAUUUUUUAUUUUUUAUUUUAUUUUUCUUUCAUAGAGAAUCCCUACAUGUCCUUGUGAAUUAGCUGAACGUGUAGGCACAGAAACCGAAUUCUCAUUCUUGCCAGUUGAGAAAUGAAAAUCGCCAUUUGAGGCAUUUUAAAAAUAUGAAUCUUAUAUCUGUACUCCACUGUAGUGGAGUGCCUGGUUUUAACAUGAAUAGUUAUUCUCAAGCAACAUACCUUUAUUACAUUAACAAAUUAAGUUCAGUAAUUACCUCAUAGUUUUCAUAUGAUAUGAUGCCAAACAGUAAAUUUGAAAUAUAAGCAAAUUGCACGGACAGGCUAGUGAUAUAGUCACAUACAGCAGACUUAAUGAAAAAUAACUGAUUUGAUGAAAGAUAAGUGUGGAUAAACUAAUAGUGAAUGUUUCAUUUUUGAAAAUAUUUUUGUUUGUUUCUCUCAGAGACCUUGUUGGUUUUAUUCUAAAAUGGUGCAGCAUGUUUACACUUUGAGUGGGGGAGAAUUUACUGCCGUUCGGUUGUGAAGUUUAGUUUUGUUUCUUUGUUCUGAAAAUCUUAUCGUUUGCUUUAAAUAUUGUAUUUGCACUAUUUAUAUAUUUUAAAAAAACAAUAUCGUUUGGGGAAAUAAAUCCGUUUGAAUACUCCAAGAA